Messenger RNA from Pieris brassicae (large cabbage white), 2844 nucleotides. RefSeq names its product monocarboxylate transporter 13-like. Gene Ontology annotation, molecular function: monocarboxylic acid transmembrane transporter activity. The record is from RefSeq and is a predicted model, not a curated record. NCBI's taxonomy places the organism in Eukaryota, Metazoa, Arthropoda, Insecta, Lepidoptera, Pieridae. Bases 207 to 1604 code for a protein of 465 amino acids. Gene Ontology annotation, biological process: monocarboxylic acid transport; transmembrane transport. The transcript has 9 exons.
CUGAAUAAUAAAAAUUAACUUGACAGUAUUAUUGUGUGUAGGGAUGCGAGUCGCUUCAGUCGGAACCUCAUGCUCCAUAUAUGUUUAAAAUGGCAGAUUCAAGUAGACCGCACCGCGCACCAGUCGCCUCCAAAGUCUGGAAAGUUAUGAUUUAAUUUAAUAAAUCACAUGUAAUCGUUUAUAUUUGUGUCGUGAAAAAAAUAAUAAUGGAUGAAGCCUUUGCGCAUUUGGAGGGAAAUAAACAGGGGGAAGGAAAAAAGGCAGGUGUAGCCCCAGAUGGGGGAUGGGGAUAUGUUGUAUGCCUUGGUGUUGGAUUUACAUUUAUGUUUGGAUUCGGCUCUUCAAAUGCCUUUGGUAUACUUUUCAAUAGUUUUUUCAUGGAACAAGACGGUGCGAGUGGUCUUCCUCUAGUCAUAGGUGUAUAUAAUGGUGCAUUAUCAAUUGCAGGGUUUCUAAGCGGCAUAGCCCUUAAGAAGUAUUCGUUCAGACAAGUCGGGUUAGUCGGCGCUGGAUUGUUCGUCUUAGGAGAUAUACUGACAAUAUUUGUGAAAAGGACAUAUCAACUAGUAUUUACAUUUGGUGUAAUACGAGGUGCCGGCUUCGGUGUUAUGAUACCAGUUAGUUUUACAGCAUUUAAUUGUUAUUUUACAAAGAAACGCACAGCCAUGAUGAGCGCUAACCAGACCAUGAGUAGCAUGGCAUCCAUCACAUUUCCAAUUCUAGUAACUUUUUUACUAGCGGAAUAUGGUUUUCGGUGGACUCUUGCGUUAAUAAUGGCUAUAGAUCUACAUUUAUUGUUCGCAAUGAUUGUGAUGCAUCCAGUUGAAUGGCAUAUGGUCAAAGCACCUGAAGUUAAAGAACUCUCAUCACAUUGUGACGUUAUCAAUGUUAAAAACAAAUGCGAGUCCUUUGACGAAGCUGUUAUAAAAAUGUUGCCAGGUGAUGACGUCGUUGAGAUUAAGAAAUCACCUCUGCGGCACCAGUCGAUCCAGAAAAGCAUUAUAAAAAUAAUAUAUGACAAUGUAGAACUUGAUCUCCUUAAGGACCCAAAAUUCGUCAGUACUUUGGUGGGUCUUGGCUUUGCCUUCGUUUCAGACGUGACCUACCUAGCCAUGGAACCAAUGCUUUUAUUUUCCUAUCAGUAUUCAAAGAUGCAAGUCGCGACAUGUGUAAUGGCUGGGGCAAUUGCCGAUUUGGCCGCUCGAUUUUUCCUCGCAGUUUUCACUUAUUUCUACACAGUCGACAGUAGGAAGGUUUUCUUUGUGGGCACAUUUAUAACGAUGAUUUUAAGAAUAGUUCUCAUACUGUCCGAUAAUAUAACGUAUGUCUUCACGAUAACGAUAAUAUCUGGCCUUGUGAGGUGUUCGGUCCAAGUGUUAUUUCCACUUGUGCUGGUAACAGCUGCUCCUGACAGAUUUCCAGCAGCUCUAGCCCUCCACAUACUAUUCUCUGGAUGCCUUAUGUUGAUGGCGGAUCCUAUGAUAGGUGUAAUUUACGAAGCAACGGGGAGUUACGUAAACUGUUUCAUAGCAAUGAGUUUUUGCUGUUUGGUGUGUAUUGUAUUAUGGACUGUUGAGUAUUUUGUUUAUCGUAAGAAAGCGUAAUGGUGUUAAAAAUCAAGAAGAAAAUGAUUUUAAACUUUUAUAUUUGUGUAAUUUAAUUUCUGUGUUUAAAUCAAGGUUAUUGCCGGACCAAUAAAAUAAAAACCCUACUUGGGUAAAAUUACGUAUCAUUAUGGCAACACUAAGUUUUAGUCAUACACUAGCAAAUUGACAUUUGCACAGAGUGCAUUUCUUUAAAAAGUUUUUCCCAACGUUGGGCCCACGCCCCACAGGCCCCCCAUUUUGAUUAUUUAGGGGGCUAAUCGAAAAUUUGUUAAAAUUAUUUGGAAUUUAAAUUUUAGUUUUUUGUUAGUGUUUUUCGACCAAUUUUUAAUGCUAAACCUAAAUAGGUUAAGUUAAGUUUCUUAAGCGGACAAUUAAUUUUUUAAUAUUAAUAAUUAUGUAUGUAUUCGUGGGCGUAAUCAUUUUUGAAAUGAAAAGAGCAUAGCAUAAAAAAGCCAGGGAGUUACUAGUUUAGGCUUUCAUUUCGACAAAUACUUUAUAUAAAUAAAGUUCCUUAACUAGGUUUUAACAGUUUUCGGCAUUUUAACUCUUAUAACUCAUAAUAUCCAAGAAUUAGAGCACGCACAAUCGAAUCGACACUGACACUUUGACAGCUGACAGUCAAUAAUGACAUUUCAAAAAUGUUGCCAUUAGUUCGAAUAGUUUUCCGCAAUUCCGCAAAAGCGGUAUUGGCCUAGUGGCUUCAACGUACGCUUCUCAUCACUGAGAGGCCUAUGUGUAAAUUUAACACUCGCUCGUGAAGGAAAAGCUCGUAAAGAAACUGGCAUGUCUGAAAUCCAAAAAUCGAUGACAUGUCUCAGACAAAAGGCCACCCUACUUGUUUAUGCAUAAUUAUCAAACAAGCGGAUGCAAUCUGAGGUUAAAACCGGCAUAGGGUUGUCGCUCCACUAGAUUUAUUAUUGAAUAGUUUAUCGCAAUAAAGAGAGGUUUUUUAUUUUAUUGGUCUCGCUUUACACUAAGCCAUAUUAUCCUUUAAGUCAAUAACUUCAGUGUUUAUGUUAAUUCGAAUAUUGAACCUAUGUAUGAGGCUUCUAUAUUAUAGUGUUAAAUUCCUACAAUACUAGUAUUAAGCAGUGGUGUAUUUACCAGCAGGCAGAUAGGCUGAGUGGGGCAGAUUAGUGGGACGGCAUUUGGGAACCUAACUAUUUUGGCUACUUCAUAGAAUUGUCUUUUGUUAAAAUAGCUUUUACACAUUAAGAAAAACACUUUUUGAACGGAU